GUCGUGCUUGGGAAAUGGCAGAGGGAGUGAAGGCGGAGUUAGGCUCCUAUGGGUGCAGCUAUCAGCUAGCGGAUAUGGUCAGGCAAAGCAAGAUAGCAGAACUGCAAGCCUUCCAGCGCUCUUUUCAGUUACAGAGCACUUCUGUCGACUCUGUCCUCAUGGGGGAGAGCCGUGAAGGACUUGCCCCUUUCCAGCAAAACGCUUCCACUGCAGAGGAGCAAUAUUGCCCCUCCCAUGACAUGGCAGAGCUGGAAGGCAGCCGCCCCCUUGGCAUUGAGGAUGCAGGCAAGCGGAAGAAGAAGAAAAGGAGGACACGUGCCACUGACAGUUUCACAGGAAAUUUCAAUGACCUGUACACUCUCACAGAAGAGCUUCUGGGACAAGGGGCGUAUGCCAGAGUCCAAGGCUGCAUAAGUCUGCAAAAUGGGAAUGAAUACGCUGUGAAGAUUAUAGAGAAGAAUACAGGCCACAGCCGAAACCGUGUGUUCAGGGAGGUGGAGACACUCUACCAGUGCCAGGGAAACAAGUAUAUUUUGGAGCUAAUAGAAUUUUUUGAAGAUGAUGCCCGCUUCUAUUUAGUAUUUGAGAAGUUACGAGGAGGCUCCAUUCUGACUCACAUCCAGAGUCGCAAACACUUUGAUGAGCUGGAGGCCAGUCGUGUGGUCAUGAACAUUGCCAAGGCACUCAACUUCCUCCACACUAAGGGUAUUGCCCACCGGGACCUCAAGCCUGAAAAUAUUCUGUGUGAAUUUGCCGACCAGGUGUCUCCAGUGAAGAUCUGUGACUUCGACCUGGGGAGUGGCGUGAAGCUGAGCAGUGCCUGCACACCCAUCACUACACCGGAGCUCACCACACCGUGCGGCUCGGCGGAGUACAUGGCCCCCGAGGUGGUGGAGGUGUUCACGGAUGAAGCCACCUUCUAUGACAAACGCUGCGACCUGUGGAGCCUGGGGGUCAUCCUCUACAUCAUGCUGAGCGGGUACCCGCCCUUCACUGGCCACUGUGGGACAGACUGCGGCUGGGAGCGUGGGGAAACCUGCCGUGCCUGCCAGAGCAACCUGUUUGAAAGCAUUCAGGGGGGGAAGUACGAGUUUCCCGAGAAGGAUUGGGCCCACAUCUCUCAGGAUGCCAAAGACCUCAUCUCCAAGCUGCUGGUGCGUGAUGCCACCCUGAGGCUCAGCGCUGCUCAGGUCCUGCAGCACCCGUGGGUGCAGGGGAAUGCUCCGGAGCGAGGUCUCCCCACCCCACACGUUCUACAAAGGAACAGCAGCACCAAGGACUUGACGCAAUUCGCCGCCGACGCCAUUGCCUUCAACCGCCAGCUGUCCCAGCAUGACGAGGUGCAGGAGGACAUCACGGCCAUUGCCUGCUCCAUGAGGCUGUCUCCCCCCUCCAACUCGCGCCUCGCCCGCCGGCGGGCCCAGACCCACGCCCUGCGUGCAGGCACAUUCCAGCCCACCACCGAGGGCCCCAUGGCCUGCUUCAAUGCAUGCUGACCCCACCAAACCCACCAGGACCGUUCCACUGUCUGGGUCUGCUGCCUUUAGGGUUCCUCUUUUGGAUCCUCAACGAGGUGACUCCACAUAAAUGCUGCACAGCGGUGCAAGAUUUUUGAGCUGACACCUGGCUUCUCCAGCAGACUAUGUAGUGCAGGUGAUUAUGUGCCCUAUGAGACUGUCCAGUGGGGGUGGCUGCAUGAAGUGUCUCUUGAGAAUGGAGUAGACGAUUCAGAGUGGAAAUGGGAGAGGAGCAGUGCAUUUUUCAGAGUGUAGUAGCAGUUUUGCUGUCCACAUCAGUUGGGUUUUAAUGAUAGGAUCGCUUUCCCAGUCAAAGGAAUCAGACAGACAGUUCACCCUUGAAGGAGAACUAACCAACGUCAUGUACACGAGUAUUGAUGAACUAAUGUAGGGGAAAUUAACACCAACUCUGUUUUAAGUUACAUUAUUAUUUUCUUCAGUUCGUCUUAAUUUAUUGUCCUCCUUAGAGACAUUGGAUAUCAUUAGUUCGACUAAAAUGAGUAAUUUUAUAGCUUUCAUCAUGCUUUUUAUGAUUUUAUAUUGCCUAUCUGAGCUAUAGGAGGAAAAAGGGGUGCGGUGCAAAUAGGACAGUACAGACAGGGUACUGACGUGUAUGCACAGCAACAGCAAGGAGCAUUCUGCUCACAGGCCCUCGCAUGCGCUGACAGUUUCAGAAGAGUGGCAGUUUGCAUCUUAACCUACCUAGUCCCGAGGAUGAAAUAAAUACUUAAACAUACAGUCUUUUUGUUUACUGUGGGCAAAGUGGAGGCAGCAGCAGUCAAUGCUGGACAAUCCUUUGCUUGAUGAGAAAUACAAAACGGUUAUGACAAGCAUUGUUUUAACUUUGAGGGGAGAAGUCCGCAGGUGACCUGUUUUUAACAUCCCUACAAGUCAGUAUUUUAUUUAAGCACUUUGUUGUCUUUUUUAGUGUUGAGGUGUUGAAAUCAGAAAUGAGGUCACGUUCCUCAAUACAGACCAUCACAUACAUCAGGUACAGAAUACAAGCGGUCAAGUGAAUAUGAUAAUUAAUGUUGUUUUACUGGGAAGAAUAUAAGAUGACCUCAACUGUCACUGGUAUUCUGAAAUUUAAUUUUU
Molecule: messenger RNA, 2612 nt
Organism: Megalops cyprinoides (Indo-Pacific tarpon)
Lineage: Eukaryota; Metazoa; Chordata; Actinopteri; Elopiformes; Megalopidae
Gene: mknk1
Product: MAPK interacting serine/threonine kinase 1
Exons: 14
Coding region: 15-1496 (493 amino acids)
Biological process (GO): protein autophosphorylation; intracellular signal transduction; peptidyl-serine phosphorylation
Cellular component (GO): cytoplasm; nucleus
Molecular function (GO): calcium/calmodulin-dependent protein kinase activity; calmodulin binding; ATP binding
Source: RefSeq, a predicted model, not a curated record